CUUGAAGAGCGCAUUUUUUUGCUACUACACCAUGUAUCUUUCCAAACAUUCUCCUGCCCUAAUCGUUGUCAAUUCAAUUCUAGUGAUGACUGUGUGAUUCUUGGUGGCACCGCUGAGGCUCAUAGUUGGGACAUGAAUGUAAGUGAAGAAACUGCUCAAAGAAUAUUGAUCGGGAAUCAAAGGAAUGUGCCUGCUCUCAAGGGAGCGAAAAUUCUCAGUCACCACGUUGGUCUCCGACCGGGACGCAGUGACGUCCGACUAGAAGCCGACAGCCUCACGUUCAACGGUAAAAAGGCCCUAGUUGUGCACAACUACGGUCAUGGCGGUAGUGGAGUGACACUGUUCUGGGGAUGCGCAAUGGAUGUAGUCAGAAUUAUCGCCGGGUCUUGCGAAGACAUGGCGACUUCGAAAAUUUAA
Molecule: messenger RNA, 417 nt
Organism: Ostertagia ostertagi
Lineage: Eukaryota; Metazoa; Nematoda; Chromadorea; Rhabditida; Trichostrongylidae
Source: the annotation of a GenBank genome assembly